Messenger RNA from Protopolystoma xenopodis, 609 nucleotides. The record is from the annotation of a GenBank genome assembly. Lineage: Eukaryota; Metazoa; Platyhelminthes; Monogenea; Polystomatidea; Polystomatidae.
UUGUUUACUCCAGCUUUAAUCAGUGCCCCACUUAGCUCCUUUGAACAGCCAACUAUCAGAGAAGUUCAUGUUGUCAUAACAACUCGGCCACUUGCCCAUGUUGUCCAUCCGUCUCACGCUCUCGCCAAUCUGAGCGUCGUCAACCUCGAAGAGCCCUGGAACCCUGUCAGCGGUAGGAGUUCUGGUGAUUCUGGGGAUGGGAAGGCCUUCACUGUGUCGCUGCUCCGGUCUUUUGACAGGCCGCAGCAGUCCUCAGGUGAAUUUGAGUCUUCCAAAUCUUCUGUAUCGUCAACACGCUUGCUCCUUACUCUUCUUCCAGCACUCUCUGCGCGUGUCAGUUGUUUCGCCCAUUUUUUAUGCAAGUCAAUUUCACAGUUUGAUAAGGAUAAUGCAUAUCUUAACAUGCCCAAACGACAUGGACGCUCUGAGAGCCGUGUUUUUCUUCUUGCCGUCCGGACUCAGAUCGGCGGCCCGCCAAGUUCUAGAAGCCGCUGUCGCGGAAUAGACCUUCCCUCGGUGGUCGGAGGCAAAUUCCUCCACUCCGGCUGCAAUUCACACUCAAAGUGGCCAAAGUACCGAGGCGUUCGGCUGCCAGAUCUGGCGCAGUGA